Molecule: messenger RNA, 660 nt
Organism: Zychaea mexicana
Lineage: Eukaryota; Fungi; Mucoromycota; Mucoromycetes; Mucorales; Lichtheimiaceae
Exons: 2
Coding region: 1-660 (219 amino acids)
Source: RefSeq, a predicted model, not a curated record
AUGUCUCUUGCCACUGCCACAAUCCUCAAGCUGCAUAUCGUGGACACGAUCGCACCACCACCCAGUCCACAUACCCUGACAAUUCAUAAAGCGUCAUCAGCUAUAUCACGACAUCGUAUUCUCGUCGCUGAUGCCUUUGUUCUAGAUCUGCACUUGGGGCACCUUCGCUGCAAACCUAGGGAUGAGCUUGGGAGCUACCCGCGCAUCAUCUCUCGCCUCUUUUCUUUACUUGACUCCUAUGCACUCCUGCACCACGCAUUCUUCUAUCGAGCAUGCUUCGGUCCUGGCUUAGCAGCACUUGGUGACUCUGAUCAAGCAUCAGCGCCACACGACGUCCGGCCACUCCUUCAUUGGUUCAAACUUGGUGACUUUGGUCUUUGCAAGGCUACUAAUGAGCUUUUCCAAAAUACCGCUAUUCAACACAAUUUCUAUAUUGAUGGCCUAACUGACUAUCUUACCAAGGGAGAAUGGCAGCGCUUUUGGUCCACCAUGAUGGCCAUACCGGUACACAAUCUUAUUGGUUCCGUGCGCUUCACCGGACACUUUCUUGCCGCACGACCAUUAUUUCACAUGCAAUUUCCACAAGACCCACCCAACCUCCCAGUACCAUCAUCAUCGAAGCAAUUAUACAUGGAUUAUGGCGUGGUCAUUGGGCCCUAA